UGAAUGCCAUUAGACUCACCAAACCCACCAAUCGCCUUCUCAUUCAUAAAUAGGUUCUUUGAAUGCCAAUAGACUCACCAAACCCACCAAAACAUGAAUAACUCUUGUUCAGUGUUCCUCUUAGUUCUUUCUCUUUCUUUUUGUGUUUCAUUUGGAGCAUUGUCUUCCAUUUUCGAUGUUACUUCAACUUCCGAAGAUUUCAUAACCUGUCUCCAAUCCAACUCCAACAAUGUCACCACCAUCUCUCAACUCGUUUUCACCCCGGUCAACACUUCUUACAUACCCGUUUGGCAAGCUGCAGCCGACCCUAUUCGGUUCAACAAAUCCUACAUUUAUAAACCAUCGGUCAUCGUUACUCCCACCAACGAAACCCAGAUCCAAACCGCUCUUUUAUGCGCCAAGAAACAUGGAUACGAGUUCAGGAUCCGGGACGGUGGGCAUGACUUCGAGGGCAUCUCAUACACCGCGAACGCUCCGUUUGUCAUGCUUGAUCUCGUCAACAUGAGGGCUAUAGAGAUCAACGUUGAAAACCGGACCGCGCUGGUCCAGGGUGGCGCUUUGCUUGGUGAGCUCUACUACACUAUUUCUCAGUUAACCGACACCUUGUAUUUUCCAGCUGGUAUUUGGGCUGGAGUCGGUGUUAGCGGGUUCUUGAGCGGUGGUGGGUAUGGAAACCUGUUGAGGAAAUACGGGCUUGGUGCCGAUAAUGUUUUGGAUAUUCGUUUCAUGGAUGUUAAUGGAAACAUUCUUGAUAGGAAAUCGAUGGGUGAAGAUUUGUUUUGGGCGCUUCGUGGCGGUGGUGCUUCCAGUUUCGGAAUUGUUCUCCAGUGGAAGCUGAAUUUGGUUCCGGUGCCUGAAAGAGUUACUCUUUUCAUGGUGAGUUAUACUCUCGAGCAAGGUGCGACGGACAUUUUCCAUAAAUAUCAAUACGUGUUACCGAAAUUUGAUCGUGAUUUACUCAUCAGAGUUCAGCUUAACACCGAGUAUAUAGGCAACACCACUCAGAAAACCGUACGAAUAUUGUUUCACGGUAUUUAUCAAGGCAAUAUUGACACACUGCUUCCAUUGUUGAACCAAAGUUUCCCAGAGCUCAAUGUGACACGAGAAGUCUGCCAAGAAGUACGAAUGGUCCAAACCACCCUUGAGUUUGGAGGCUUUAACAUCUCUACCCCAACAUCGGUUCUAGCAAACCGGUCAGCAAUCCCCAAGCUGAGCUUCAAAGGAAAAUCAGACUAUGUCCGAACUCCAAUUCCCAAAAGCGGGCUAAGAAAGCUCUGGAGAAAGAUGUUUGAAAACGACAACUCACAGACUCUCUUCAUGUACACAUUUGGUGGGAAGAUGGAGGAGUACUCAGAUACAGCAAUUCCGUAUCCCCAUAGAGCUGGGGUGUUGUACCAAGUGUUCAAGAGGGUGGACUUCGUGGAUCAGCCUUCGGACAAGACCUUGAUAUCACUCAGACGGUUGGCUUGGCUCCGAAGCUUUGAUAAGACUUUGGAACCAUACGUGACGAGUAACCCGAGGGAGGCGUAUAUGAACUACAAUGAUCUUGAUUUGGGUUUUGAUAGUGCUACAUAUGAAGAAGCAAGUGAAUGGGGAGAAAGGUAUUGGAAAAGGGAGAACUUUAAGAAGUUGAUCCGAAUCAAGGCUAAAGUUGAUCCGGAGAAUUUCUUUAGACACCCACAAAGUAUACCGGUUUUCUCAAGACCUCUCUCAGAUAUGUGAAGCUAGGAGUCAAGAGUCAAUUUCUUUUGUGUUUUGUUUUUCUCUUGAAUAAAUUGGCAAUAACUAGGAGUCAAAGAGUAAAUUUCUUUUGUGUUUGUAGCCUUAUAUUAUAAUAAUCUAAACUUUUUUAUUUUAUGGCAA
Messenger RNA from Helianthus annuus (common sunflower), 1863 nucleotides. RefSeq names its product berberine bridge enzyme-like 8. Bases 94 to 1722 code for a protein of 542 amino acids. Lineage: Eukaryota; Viridiplantae; Streptophyta; Magnoliopsida; Asterales; Asteraceae. Gene Ontology annotation, molecular function: FAD binding; oxidoreductase activity. The record is from RefSeq and is a predicted model, not a curated record. The transcript has a single exon.